This is a messenger RNA of Telopea speciosissima, 759 nucleotides long. RefSeq names its product protein SUPPRESSOR OF npr1-1, CONSTITUTIVE 1-like. The coding region runs from base 1 to 759 and encodes 252 amino acids. The record is from RefSeq and is a predicted model, not a curated record. The transcript has a single exon. NCBI's taxonomy places the organism in Eukaryota, Viridiplantae, Streptophyta, Magnoliopsida, Proteales, Proteaceae.
AUGGGCAUGUGCAAGAGUAGUUUGAAAGGCUACAUGAACCUUGAGUCUCUCCCAGAGCUUCAACCACUCCGAAUCAGCAAGAGUAGUUUUCCUUCUCAACUUCAGGAGCUAUAUUUGGAAGGCUACAUGAACCUUGAAUCUCUCCCAGAGCUUCCCUCCACUUUAACUCGUCUGGAAGUUAAGGACUGUAUUUCACUGCAAAUAAUUUCAGAUCUAUCACACUUGGAAUGGUUGAAAGAAUUAUUACUUAUUGGUUGCAAAUCAUUGGUAAGAUUACCGGAUUUGUCAAACUUUAAAAAAUUGAGGAAAUUUUGGAUAAACAAUUGUGAAAAGUUAGAGGAAAUUCCUGGUCUCGAAGGAACAAAUUCCUUGGAAGAGUUAAAAGUGAAAGGUUGCCACAAAAUAACAAAGUUAUCGGAUUUGUCAACACUGAAAAAAUUGAGGUCAGUAGACAUUAAUUGUGAAAAUCUAGAAGAAAUUCACUGCAUCGAAAGAACAGAAUCCUUGGAAGAGUUGAGUAUUGAUGAUUGCCCCAAAUUAACAGAGUUACAUAUGUCAAACUUGAAAAGAUUGAGGUCAUUAUACAUUAUUAAUUGUGUAAAUGUAGUGAAAAUUCACGGCUUCGAAGGAGCUGAAUCUUUAGAAGAGUUCACUGCGAGGGGUUGCUACAAAUUAACAGAGUCACAGAGGAAGAUAUAUGGGCAGGUACGUACUUACUUACUUUUAUCUAUCUUAAUUAAUUUCUCUCAUCUGCUGUAA